Moneuplotes crassus is the source of this 664-nucleotide messenger RNA. The record is from the annotation of a GenBank genome assembly. Lineage: Eukaryota; Ciliophora; Spirotrichea; Euplotida; Euplotidae.
UAUUUAGUCAAAAACAAGUGCAUGGAUCAAAAUCAGAACAAACCGAUAAGUAAGCGUACUAGAAGAUUAUGAUUCACAUAUUAUGAAGAUGAUGAGAAUGAUAAGCACUCUUCAGAGAAGAGUGAAGUUCAAAGAGAAACUAAUAAAAGAAUAGUGAACCUACAAAAAGUAGAUCUGGUAGUGACCUAGAAGCAGAUUCCGACAAGCCCUUUAAAGUUUGGAAGCCUUCCUCUGAGCUAGAGUCGAAGAAGCUCAAAGAAAUAAGACUUCUUUCCCAAGAAAGCAGUUCUUCCCAAGAAAAUUCACAAUUUAGUAAAGAAGAUACAAAAAAAAGGACGAAGUGGAAGAACAGAAAGGCAUUAAGGAAGAUAAUGAUCCUGAGAGACAGAGUAAAGAACCAGGAUCAUUUUCAGAGAUUUCUGAAUACGAAACCUUGAAGGAGCAAGUUGAAGUCAACAGAAAAGCCUUGAGAGAAGCUUCUGCCGAACUUCAAGAAUUAUGUGGCCCCCUUCCAAUCUCUCAAGAAGAUGAAAAGAAAAUCGAAGUUCUGAGUAUGAAACUGAACAGAGUGGCUAAACUGGUGCUGAAAUCAAACAGAAAGCUCAAAUUGUACUCAGGAAAUGACACAAAGACAAUGUAACAUUCUAAUCAUUCAAUGGCUAUC